This is a messenger RNA of Triticum turgidum subsp. durum (durum wheat), 369 nucleotides long. NCBI's taxonomy places the organism in Eukaryota, Viridiplantae, Streptophyta, Magnoliopsida, Poales, Poaceae. The record is from the annotation of a GenBank genome assembly.
AUGGCUGUUCCUCGGCAGGAGAGAGUGUGCAGACUAUGUAAAUACCCGAUACAAAUAUGUGCUCGUGGUCUUCCGUUCUCCAAAUUUUCGAUCAGAGUACCGAGACAAUUCAGAUGCACGAUGAUAGAGCCAACAUAUGAAUGGUACGAGUUUGAUGUUCUACAGCGUGGAUCGAAAUACAUCCUCACCGGAGAAUGGGAGAUGUUUGCUAGUAUAUACAAAAUCAACAAGGGCGACACGCUGCAUUUGAACGGUUGUUCACUUGUGCACGAACACCUGGUUUUUGGCCAUUUACGUCGACUGUCAGGCGAUAUCGCAGUGCCAAGAUGUACAAUAGAUGAGUACGAGGCGGAACAACGAAUUGUGUAG